AUGUUGCCAGAAGCAGGUAUGCCGUGUAUUCCGGUGUUCGAGGAUAACCAGGCGGCUAUUCAGUUGGCGCAGGUCCCGAUUAGCAACAGUAACUCGAAGCACAUCGACGUAAGGCACCACAUUAUCAGGGAACUGGCAGGCAGGAAAGAGAUUUCGAUUUUUCACGUGGAAUCAGCGAUUCAACAUGCCGACUUCCUCACGAAGGCACUUCACGUCGGAGAGUUUGAGUUUCAACGUUAUUUCGUGUUGAGUCUGGGACAGGAACGGUAGAUUUGGAUUUAUUUGUGUGUGAUCAAACAACUAGGGGAGGAGCAUUGUUUUUCAUUUUUGCCGAUGGUCUUCUCAAUGAAUGGUGCUCUAGGAUGGGGGGCAAUUGGAUCGCUAUGAUUAUCGAAGAACUACAACUGGAAUGAUCGGGGAUGGAAAAAUAUUUCAAGCGCAGAAGGCUAAUGUUGCAGAUUUGAGUUGUGUUUUGGAUUAUUUUCUUGUGUUUUGGAGUUACUGAAAGAUCAUGA
Messenger RNA from Ectocarpus sp. CCAP 1310/34, 515 nucleotides. The record is from the annotation of a GenBank genome assembly. NCBI's taxonomy places the organism in Eukaryota, Phaeophyceae, Ectocarpales, Ectocarpaceae.